Messenger RNA from [Torrubiella] hemipterigena, 696 nucleotides. Lineage: Eukaryota; Fungi; Ascomycota; Sordariomycetes; Hypocreales; Clavicipitaceae. The record is from the annotation of a GenBank genome assembly.
AUGGCUCUUGUAGAAGAACAACGAGCUGCUCGGCUCCAGGACGCGCAAGAUAAGGCUGCCGAGCUCUUCGACGAGAUCGAAGAGAACCUCCUCCGCCCAGGCAUUGGCGAGAAGGCACUGAGCGACGAGAUUCACAAGCUAGGUACCGAAAGAUGUGGUGUUCGCACACAUUGGCACAAGCGCGUGGUUCGUAGCGGUCCAAACACCAUGUGCGCUUACUCAGAUAACCCUCCGGAUCGAAUCAUUCAGCCCGAUGACAUCCUCAUCGUCGACCUCGGCCCUGUUUUCGAGGAAUGGGAAGCAGAUUUUGGUCGCACCUUUGUCCUUGGUGACGACCCCCGCAAAAAGGAAAUCCGAGAUGCGAUCGAGCCUAUAUGGAAGGAAGUAAAAGCGAAGUACAAGGAGAACCCAGAUAUGACGGGAACCGAGCUGUACAAGAUCGCCAAAGAAACUGUCGAGGCUCAUCCAGGAGGCUGGACCUUUGGCGGUAAGCUCGCUGGACAUAUUGUUGGCUCAUUCCCGCAUGAGCGCAUCCCCAAGGACAAGGUCUCUCUGUACAUUACCGAAGGAAACGACAACUCAAUGAAUUGCGUCGGCAAGGAUGGACAUAAGAGGCAUUGGAUUCUUGAGGUCUACAUUCAUGACGUCAAAAACCAGAUUGGUGGUUUCUACGAGCAGCUCCUCACAGUUGGCUAG